UCUCAACACGUAAACUGUUUUCAUUGAGAGACACCGUCCUAAUUCCUCAGAGUAUCUGCUGCUAUUAAGUUCUUUCAGAUGUUAAAAUUAGUUGAAUUAUAUUAAAUGUGAUUCUUUCACCAGUUUGAUGGAAAUGAGAAAAGUCUGACCGGUAAUGAUCGCGGACAGCAGGUAAAGUUACGUGAAGUAUUUAGACAAAAAGGCGUUUAACAGAUACGCCGCGUUAAUGGUGAACUAGCGAAGUGUUGUAUUAGAAGCCGUUUUUGUCAUCGCUUUUGUUAAUGCGAUCCAUGAACUUACUAAAGGGUUUAUUUGGGAUUUAAUCAGAAUUACGACGAAACGUUAAUGGGUAAUCAAAGAGGACGUGACUAAACGGAUGUAAGAUAUCAAAGUGGAUCAACAAAGAAUAUCGGAUAUGUUUUGUUCACGAGCAGUACCAUAUAUAGUGUUGUGCCUGUGUUUGUGUAGAUGUGUGGCUGCAGUCGCGUAUGUCAGAGGAAAGGGAGCUAGCUUCCCUCACGAGGUCUACAAAGAAUGGAGAUCUGCGUACCGUCUUUACAGAAGUGCACAUGUCACACUGGAAAUGUCAUAUGAUGCAAUCGGGAGUGGAAACGGGAAGAAAGCUAUCCAGGAAAAUGUGGACAUUGAGUAUGCUGGUUCCGACUCCUUGUUGUCCGAUUCCACCAUUGCCAGCCAUCCCGACCUUGUUUUGUUCCCCAUUAUGGCAGGUGCGGUGAUGCUAGGCUAUAAUAUUCCAGACUUGGGCGGGCGUCUUGUGCUCACGAGAUCAACUAUUGUUGGCAUUUUCAACGGCACUUACACUUGGUGGAACGACACCAUAUUUACCGCCACCAACCCCGGCCUUAACAUGCCUCAGAAAGAGAUCAUCGUCAUAGCAAGGGCAGACAAGUCUGGUACUACUUCCCUCUUCACUGAGGCACUCGGUGCUUUCAGUCCCAAUUGGAAACAACAAUACGGGAUGUUUUCAAAAGGAUACGAUUCUGUGAAUAAUGUCCCAUAUCAUUGGGAUCCGACCGUCAUCAAUUAUUACGGUCAGCAAAACAGAGGGGUGUCGGGGUUGAUUCUGUCCUUCAGAAAUUCAAUCGGUUACUUGUCAGUAGCUGAUAUUUAUGAGGCAGACAUCAAUGCCGCAACAAUUGUGAACAAAGCAGGUAGACUGAUCGACGCUAACUCCAGUACAGUACAGAGCGCCAUGGAUUACUUUUCGGAUAGAAAUACUAAUCUAACAUUUAGCUUAGCAGAUGCCGGCUCUGAGAGUGCAUAUCCGAUAGCUGGAUUUACUCACAUCAUCAUUUACAAGACAAAAAUGAAAAACUGUCAGUCUUCUAAAGAGUUAAUACGGUACCUUUAUUGGGCAAUGACCGAUAAGGACCAAAGAAUCACGUGUGACAGGAAAGGUAUGUCGCCAUUGAGUACUAGCAUGGUUCAGCGCAUAAAGUCGGUCGUUUUGACACAUGUGACCUGUCACGGCGCAAAUGUGUGGGCUAUGGUAGAGAGCGAUAUAGCGGCUGAAAAUAAGGAGGUACAACAGUGGAUCCUACCCGUGUCGAUCACAAUUCCUAUAGUGUCACUGUGCAUAUUAGCACUGUGUUCUUUUAUUAUCAAGCAGCGCUUGCACAUCCAGAAAAUGAUUGAUAAUGACGAAUGGUUUAUUCCAAUAGAGGACAUCCUUUUCUACUUUGACGGAAGAGACAGGUCGUCCAUGAACUCGCGUAUCGCUGAUCGACCUUCUAUAAUCUCCAACGCGUCCGUCCGAGACAUUCAGGACGAUGAUAUCCUUAUCAGGCAGAUUAUACAGUGGCCAGGAAAGUAUCGGGGAAGUCAAAUCGGCAUUCGAUUGAUUGAGGUCACGGAACUGAAUCAGCUGACUCGGCAGACCAAACAUCAACUGUUGUUGAUGAAAAACAGAAUCUCACACAUCAACGUUGUAAGAAUGUUUGGUCUGACGGAGGUAGACGAUAAAAAAUACUUAAUUGGAGACUACUGCAGUAAAGGACGAAUGACAAACGUUCUUCGCGAUGACAAGUUCAACUUGUCUAAUGAUUUCAAAUGUACGCUUGCAGGAGACGUGGCAAACGGUAUGCAUUUCCUUCAUUCCAACGAUAUUAUACACGGUUUUCUUCGGUCUGAUGUUUGUCUUAUCGACGCGAGGUGGCAGGUGAAAAUUUGUGAUUGGGAAUACGGGACGCUUUUGUCAUCACAAGCACCAAAUAUAUCCCCAAUUUUGGUCAUGCGUAAAAAAUCAGACAAAGAUCUAGGAACACAUGAUAUAGCUUUCAAAAACUUUUGGGUCAGUCCGGAAAUAUUGAGGUCUGAUUUUAAGCUCAACCCAACAAAAGAAUCAGACGUGUAUAGCUUUGCUAUCAUUCUGCAAGAAAUUUUCACUCGGGAAGAACCGUAUGCAGAACAUGCAGACUCUUUGACACCAACGGAAGUGAUAAGGGCGAUAACUCUAAACACCCUUCGCCCAGAACAUAGCGAAGAAACUCCAGUCAACAUAAGGCAGCUCAUGGAAAUAUGUUGGAACGACCACGCCAUAUCCCGUCCUUCAUUCGAGCAGGUUCUAAAAUUACUCAAACGUGCAAAUCCUCUGAAAAGGACGGUGGUAGACAGCAUGAUGUCUUCGAUGGAAGAGUACAUUGCUCAUCUAGAGGAGAGAAUUGAGGAGAAAAACGCCGAGCUCAAGGUAUCUAAUAACAAAUUAGAAACGACACUCUCUGGUUUGAUGCCUGAAUUCAUUGCUAAAGUAAUAUCAAAAGGCAAAUCUGUACGACCAAUGAUGUUUCCAGCCAUAGCAGUGGUUAUCCUCGAUAUUUCCCAUUCCUCAGUUAACUUCGAGAAUCUUAAUCCUCGCGACGUCAUUGCCUUCAUCAACGAACUGUGCUUUGAAAUUGACCUGCUUGCACGAAAAUAUUCUGUCUAUACUGCGCCAGUGAGUGGUUGUUCUCUCGCGCUUGUGCAUGGACUGGAGUCGUCCAAGAUUAAACCUGAUGAAAUGUGCAUUUCGAUGGUAAACUUAUGCUUUGAUAUACUGUCACACGAGGAAAUUGGCAGACUGACGAAGUCAAUGGAAAAUAAAUUCGUCUUUCGUCUUGGUGCCCACGUCGGACCUGCCAUCACAGGACUUUCUGGAACAACGUCACCAUCGUAUGUGGUGUUUGGAGACUGUAUUGAUGUAAGUCAAGCUCUCGCACGCACAGCGCCUGUCACGUGUUUGCACGUACAUGUAUCCGAGAACGUGUGGUGUGCUAUAAAACGUAGCAAAAGGUUUGAGGCCAGUACUGCAGGUGAACUUAGUGUCAAGGGAAGGAUCUUUGUCACCUAUACAAUUACAAGAAUACAGGAACGAGUAAAAUACGCUACCUCUGAGGAUUCUGGCGUUGGAGGAGAACCGCACUCCCAGGCAUUGACGGAAAGUUAUGAGCCUAACAAAACCUGUGAUCCUUCGGUUAAUAUGAUAGAACAAGAGUCAGGAUCUAACGCAGUAGCACAAAAUGGAAUACUGAAUGACAAGAACACUGUGCAUCAAAGUCAGGAUGAGCUUGAAAAGCAUUGUAGGGACAUGGUGGUCGUUCAAAUGAUAUCUGACUCAAUCAAACAUCCGGAGGCGUUCAGAGAUAAAUUACGAUCACGCGCAAGGAGUAAACAUCAUCACAACUAUCACAAAAGACAUUCCAGUUUACAGAAACACCGGUCACAUGACUUAAACAAUGGUUCGGACACACUAGAAAGUAUAACUUCCCUCCAAUCGGAGAUCAAACCAAUGGACACGUCAAACUUUGGAGUACCGGUGUCCAAGCAAUUUGUACCGGUGAAAAGAAAAAGGAAACGGAAAUUCUUUUUGAAUAAUAUUUACCCCGAAAAUUGAAGACUUCUCCUGCUACUCUUGCGUUUACGUUUGUUGUUAGAAUACAACUCAUUGUUGCUUACAUUAUAUUUAUUCAUUUUUUGUGAUAUUGCUGUUAUUAUAGUUGAUAAUGUCACAAAACACACACAAAAUACUGGUUUUGUGAUAAUACGAAAAAUGAGUAGAGAAAAACCAACAGUACGAUAUUUUGAAAUCAUAAUUUUGUCAUAAUUUUCAAAAGCACACCCCAUUAAAAGCUGUAAGAUAACUAAAGGAAGACAGUUUCUCUGUUUGUUACACUGUUUGGUACAUUUGUAUCACGGGUUCCAAGGUUUUACUUUGCCUUGACAA
Messenger RNA from Mizuhopecten yessoensis (Yesso scallop), 4219 nucleotides. RefSeq names its product guanylyl cyclase GC-E-like. The record is from RefSeq and is a predicted model, not a curated record. The coding region runs from base 416 to 3889 and encodes 1157 amino acids. The transcript is spliced from 3 exons. Gene Ontology annotation, molecular function: protein kinase activity; ATP binding. NCBI's taxonomy places the organism in Eukaryota, Metazoa, Mollusca, Bivalvia, Pectinida, Pectinidae. Gene Ontology annotation, biological process: protein phosphorylation; cyclic nucleotide biosynthetic process; intracellular signal transduction.